AUGUUCGGUGAUUGUUUUCUUAGUUUUGUAUCAUUUCUCUAAGAUGUUACACUUUAGUUCUUACAAGAAAAUAAUAUAAUAUAAGUUGCUAGCCUAUUUUCAUGCUAUAACACCUAAUUGACAUAGAAUUGGCUUGUCAUAUUUGUGUUUUACUCUUUGCUAAAGAUUUGAUUAAUGCUUCAAACUUUACUAAUACCACUCUAAAACUAAUGGCAAAACUAAGGUGUUAAAUGAGAUGCUUAGUAAUUUGAUUUGCUAUAUUUCAGGAGAGAAAUCAAAGUACAUGGACUUAUCUCAAGAAGAAUUUUAUGACAGAUUGGUGGGGAACGGGACCUGUCUCCACCACUGCACGAGCUCGAGGCGAUAGAGGAGACCCUGCCCUCACGUGUCCAGCCAGAUCGAGGAGCACGAGCAAAGACGAAGGACCCCCGGUUCCGCUAUACUGCCUGA
Spirodela intermedia is the source of this 450-nucleotide messenger RNA. Lineage: Eukaryota; Viridiplantae; Streptophyta; Magnoliopsida; Alismatales; Araceae. The record is from the annotation of a GenBank genome assembly.